CCCAGGUACCCAAAAACCCUCUGCAAAACAAAACCCAAUUCCAGAGAGGGAAAAGGAAAAAAGCAAUUCAGUGUAAAAGAAAGAUUACGAACAAUAAUCUCAUCAUUGCAUAAAAGAAAAAUAGAAAAAAUGCCUCGAGCUUCUUCAAAGAGGAAAUCUAGGCCUUUGAACUCAGCCCCAACUGCCAAAUCUUCUCGGGUUGAUUCUUCUUCUUCUGCCUCAAGAAAAGCUCUCUCAAAAGUCAGACAGCUGGUUGACAGCUUCUUUGAGUCGUAUGUGAACAAGUCAUUGGGAAUGAUUGAUCCAGAAGGGAUUGAGGCUCUGUGCUCGGAUCUGCAAGUUGAUCAUACUGAUGUGAGGAUUCUGAUGCUCGCUUGGAAGAUGAAAGCAGAAAAGCAAGGAUAUUUUACCCAGGAAGAGUGGCGAAGAGGAUUGGAUGCUCUUAAGGUUGACAGGAUCAGUAAAUUGAAAAAAUCUUUGUCAAAUCUGGAGAAAGAGGUCUCAAAGCCGGAAAACUUUGAUGAUUUCUAUAUGUAUGCAUUUCGCUACUGCCUAACAGAAGAGAAGCAAAAGUGUGUAGACAUUGAGAGUGCUUGCGUAUUAUUAGAUCUUGUCCUUGGACCAAAAUAUCGAUCCCAGGUUGAGUACUUCACCAAGUACCUGAAGAGUCAGAAAGAGUAUAAGGUGAUUAACAAGGAUCAGUGGUUAAACUUCCUCAGGUUCUGCCAAGAGAUAAGCUUUCCAGACCUUGAAAAUUAUGAUUCAGAUCAAGCAUGGUCUUUGAUUCUGGAUAAUUUUGUGGAGUGGAUGAAAAGCAAAGCAAGCUAACCUCAAUGGUGUCUCGAUUGCUAGCUCCAUAACCAAAUUUUGUGAAGGAUUUUGCUGAAAAUGCUAACAUGUUCUGCUACUGACAUGCUUUUGCUGGCUUCCUCAGACGACAUACUAUUAAUAUACAAUCCCAUCAGCUGCUCAGUUUCCCAUUUCUCAUCCAUUUAAUGGUCUCUUGCCAUCAUUGUUUUGAUUUUUUAUUCUUGAACUGUAUUCUGGUAUAAAGGGGCAAAAAAAAAAAAAAAAAUCCCCAUAGUAAUAUCAAGUUUUCAUAUAUUUCUGAGGCA
Coffea arabica (coffee) is the source of this 1115-nucleotide messenger RNA. RefSeq lists its product as uncharacterized. Gene Ontology annotation, cellular component: ubiquitin ligase complex. Gene Ontology annotation, molecular function: ubiquitin conjugating enzyme binding; ubiquitin-like protein binding; cullin family protein binding. NCBI's taxonomy places the organism in Eukaryota, Viridiplantae, Streptophyta, Magnoliopsida, Gentianales, Rubiaceae. Gene Ontology annotation, biological process: protein neddylation. The record is from RefSeq and is a predicted model, not a curated record.